This is a messenger RNA of Paramecium sonneborni, 448 nucleotides long. The record is from the annotation of a GenBank genome assembly. Lineage: Eukaryota; Ciliophora; Oligohymenophorea; Peniculida; Parameciidae.
AUGCGCUCUGAUUUAAAAUAAAUUUAAGAUAGCUGUUAAAUUUGUAAUAAAUAAGAUGCAGAAUUAUUAAGAUGUUCUUAAUGCAAAUCAAUUUAUUAUUGUUCUAUAGAAUGUUAAAAAAAAGAUUGGAAAGAUCAUAAAUUUAUUUGUUCUGAAAUUGUCUUAAAGUAAUAAAGAGAAAAGUAAAGAACAGAUAGAAAAGCAUAAGGGAAAAAAGCAAUAGAAAAUUUUGCAGAUUUUGAAAUUUUUGGCCAUGGAAACUUUUCAGAUAUUUUUAGGGUUCGAGAAUUGAAACUAAUUAAUUAUAUGCAGUAAAAUAAAUUAAUAAAAGAAAAUUAACUUAAGUAAAUAAGGAAAAAGAUAUUUUUAUGGAAAAACAUUUUUUAAGCAAACUUAAUGAAAACCCCCUUAUGUAAUUAGAUUAUAUUCCACAUUCCAAGAUAAUGAA